Messenger RNA from Ectocarpus sp. CCAP 1310/34, 2441 nucleotides. NCBI's taxonomy places the organism in Eukaryota, Phaeophyceae, Ectocarpales, Ectocarpaceae. The record is from the annotation of a GenBank genome assembly.
AUGUCGUACGUCGGCUACGAGCACGUCGAUCACGACACGGUGUCGGACGCCAUCGCCGGACAGACGCUCUUCAUCCACGGCAGCAAUGUUGACGAGGGCAGCGGGGCCUUCAUCAAGGAGACGGCAGCAGCGAGGAAGGAGAAGAAGAAGAAGCUCCCGCCCCCCACCGCCGACGGCAAGACUGCCAAGGCCGAGCGCCGCCAGCGCAGCCUCAAGAAAACCGGCGGCAAGCACGGCGGCGAGCAGCAGCAGCACAGGAGAAGGAAGGCGACGGCGACGGCGGCGGCGGCGGCCGCGGCGGCAGCAGGGACGAGCGAGUCCGUCUCCGAGCCCAGCAGACUCCUCAUGCGCUCCGAACGGUCCUUCUUCAGGCUGGAAAUCCCGGAACAUCACGUCGCCGCCCGCCGGGAAGAGGAAGAAGUGGCAGCAACGCUGGAGGCUGUUCCACAAGAGGCGCCGCCCGCUAGGCGGAGGCUCAAGGGCGGCAACACGGGGCUUCCGAUCGAGCGGCGUUCUUUCCACAGGUGGGGUGAUUAUCACGAGGUCGAGGAGGCGCCCAAGUGGCAGACUGAGAGGAAGUGGAAGAGGUUCGACUACGGCUUCGACUGUAUGGACAAGUGCGAGCACACGAGCAAUGACGGCAUCAGGGGGCGGGUGUGCGACUCGACGUGCGAGGACGGGCACCCCUACGGCAACCUGGGCUGUUCCGCAAAGGGCGGAAGGUUCGGCCCGCACUGCCGGACUUGCUUCAACGACGUCGAUAUGGCCUUGAUGAGAGACACGCCUAAGAACCGUGCCAUCAUGUGCUCAACGAUGCUGCCAGUGGGGGCCCGAACUUCACCAGAGUCAGACCGGGCUGCUCCUAAGAAAUAUGAUGCUCAUGCUGCUCGUGGUGUAAAGCAGGGGAGACGAGUCUUGCGCACGACCUCCUCAGCAGGCGACGCGCCUUCCGACUGCAAUGAUUCCUGCGAGUACACCAGCAAUGACGGGACCACUGGGCGCGUGUGCGACGACACGUGCGAGGGCGGCAAUCCCUACGGCUUCUUUGGUUGCGAUACCAACGACGGACAGUACGGGGGCAACUGCCGAUACUGCUUCAACGACGUCGACAGCGCUCUCGAAUUUGACGCACAAGACAACCGCUCCAUCAUGUGCGACACGUUGCUGCCCGUCGACGUAAACUCACGUCGCCUGGUCGACUCGUCGCUGCCCGUCGACGUGUACUCACGUCGCCUGGUCGACUCUUCGCUGCCCGUCGACGUGUACUCACGUCGCCUGGUCGACUCGUCGCUGCCCGUCGACGUGUAUUCACGCCGCCUGGUCGACUCGUCGCUGCCCGUCGACGUGUACUCGCGCCGCCUGGCCGACUCCCCCGAGGCGAUGGCUAUCACUCCCCGCGCAUCGGCGGGGGCUUUGCCUUCGUCGGCACGGCACUUCGCCCCCACCGGCGCGACCGACAAGCAGGCGCUCGCGUUCGCCCAGGCGGCCAAGAGUCCGUUUACCGAGGACGUCGCGUACGGCUCCCUGUGCGCUUUCAUUGCCGGGCGCGCAGGCGAGGUGGACGAGUGGGCCGUGACGGUGUCGAGCAUCCAGAAGUUCGCCCCCGGCAUGAGGGUUGCGGUGGCGGCGGAAGAAGAGGCGGUGCAUCUGUACGAACGGGCGGUCGGCCCUCUUCCGGGCGUCACAGUGGCCAGCACCCCCAGCGCCCUGACGGCGAGCCUCUAUGCCGACAGGUACUGCGGCGGCACCAACUCCACUAGCCUCAUCAUGUACGUCACCCGGGGCUCCACCUUCUCGCGCCCCUUAACCUCGAAAGACACCCACUCCCCGAGAGGGGACCUUCUGGUGGCGCACAGCAGCAGCGCGACGGCGAGCCACCACGUCGCCCACCUGGCGAAGCAGACGGCCUCCGUGCUGGCCUUGUCCGAGGGCGGCGCGGCGCCACCGCCACCGCUGCCGCUUCCGCCGUCGUUCACGUUCGGCACGGACCUGAUGCUGCCGGCCGGUGCCAACGCGGACCUGCGGGACCUGUUCGCGUCUAAGGGCGACAAGGCGACCUUCCAGCAGGCCGUGCAAACCCUGGCGGACCUCGACGAUCUCGCAGCGGUUCCUCAGGCCCUUGCCGCCCUCCAAUACUCCCGACAGCCGGAAGGGGUGUGGUUCCUCGAUCCACAGGCAUGGGUUUCCGAGUAUCUCUUCAAGGAAGUGUCGAUAUGGGAUAUCCCUCUGGUCAAGCCACGGUUUACAUGCGCCGUGGACCCGGCGCUACUGCGCAACCACGCCUCCGCUGGAGCCGCACGGGGCGGAAGAAGCAGUUUCGAAGUGGCGCAGGUUUUGCAGGAUGGUCUCGACUUUUUCUCGAAGGGAGGAACGUGCUCGAACGGUCAAAUCGACUUCAGACCUGAAGACGCAUGACUGCAAGUUUGGUUGGGGGUGACGGG